Molecule: messenger RNA, 1491 nt
Organism: Lathyrus sativus (Indian pea)
Lineage: Eukaryota; Viridiplantae; Streptophyta; Magnoliopsida; Fabales; Fabaceae
Source: the annotation of a GenBank genome assembly
AUGGACGCUCACACUCCUCUGCUCAACGGCGCCGUCGAAUCUCCGGCGUUGUUGGAGGAAGACGGUGAUUACGCGGAAGUGAAAGGGUUUGAACAAGCGAGAAAGGUUUUCGCGAUUGAAACAGUGAGGAUAUGGAAAAUUGCAUUGCCGAUAGUUUUCAACAUUUUGUGCCAAUACGGUGUUAACUCUAUCACCAAUAUCUUCGUUGGUCAUCUCGGGGAUAUUGAACUCUCUGCUAUUUCUCUCAUUAACUCUGUCAUUGGCACUUUCGCUUUUGGCUUCAUGUUAGGUAUGGGGAGUGCGACGGAGACGCUCUGCGGUCAAGCUUUUGGAGCUGGACAAGUUCAAAUGCUUGGUGUUUACAUGCAACGGUCGUGGAUAAUUUUGUUUGUGACGAGUUUAUUCCUUUUGCCGAUAUACAUUUUUGCUGCUCCGAUUUUGAAACUUCUUGGCCAACAGAAGGAUAUGGCUGAUCUUGCUGGAAGUUUUGCACUUUUAGUAAUUCCUCAAUUUCUCUCACUUUGUUUCAAUUUUCCAACACAAAAGUUCCUUCAAGCUCAGAGUAAGGUUAAUGUCAUUGCAUGGAUUGGGUUAGUGGCUCUAAUUUCGCAUAUUGGCUUGCUCUGGCUCUUGAUUUAUGUAUUCGAGUUAGGCUUAACCGGUGCAGCGAUUGCAUUCGAUGUCACGAGUUGGGGAAUUACGUUGGCUCAACUUGUUUAUGUGGUGGGUUGGUGUAAGGAUGGAUGGAAUGGGUUGUCGUGGAUGGCUUUUAAGGAUAUAUGGUCCUUUGUUAGGCUAUCGAUUGCUUCGGCUGUUAUGCUUUGCCUUGAAGUUUGGUAUAUGAUGAGUCUCAUUGUUCUUGCUGGUCACCUUGAUAAUGCGGUGAUUGCUGUCGAUUCCAUCUCUAUAUGCAUGAAUUACAAUGGAUGGGAAGGCAUGAUCUUCAUUGGAGUAAAUGCAGCUAUAAGUGUCCGAGUUUCCAAUGAACUUGGACUUCGACAUCCAAGAGCUGCCAAAUACUCCGUCUAUGUGACAGUCAUUCAAUCUCUUUUCAUGGGAAUAUUCUUCAUGGGUGUUAUUUUGCUAACCAAGAACUAUUUUGCCAUCAUUUUUACCAAUAGCAAGACUUUGCAAGUGGCAGUUGCAAAACUAGGAGGUCUCCUUGCCGUCACAAUGGUUCUAAACAGCGUUCAACCUGUGAUUUCGGGUGUUGCUGUCGGAGGUGGAUGGCAGGCCUUGGUGGCUUACAUCAACAUAGGUUGUUAUUACUUAUUUGGGCUUCCGUUAGGGUACCUUCUUGGUUAUGUUGCAGAAUUGGGGGUUAAGGGACUUUGGGGAGGUAUGAUAUGUGGAAUUCUCCUCCAGACCUUGCUGCUCUUGGGGAUACUUUACAAAACCAAUUGGAACAAAGAGGUCGACGACACAACUGCACGCGUGCAGCAGUGGGGUGGACAAUCUGCAGAAGGUGACAAGACAUUGGCUUCUUCAUAA